This is a messenger RNA of Mitosporidium daphniae, 852 nucleotides long. RefSeq names its product uridine kinase. The transcript has a single exon. Lineage: Eukaryota; Fungi; Microsporidia. Gene Ontology annotation, molecular function: ATP binding; kinase activity. The record is from RefSeq and is a predicted model, not a curated record. Gene Ontology annotation, cellular component: cytoplasm. Bases 1 to 852 code for a protein of 283 amino acids.
AUGGCACCCCCAUCCCAAUCCCAUACCCAAUCUGCCGAUCCUGCUUGCGCCAAAGAGGAGGACCAUAAAAGCAAGGAAUCCAAUUCAAUUUGCAAUAUCAAUUCGAAAGAUGGUUCCGCUGUGUAUUCCACUCCUCUUCAUUGCUAUUUAAAUGGGAGCCGACCUUCUCCUCCUCCAAUGGCCAUCCAGCCUUCUCUUUUAAAGGAGCGUUUAAAUAGUGCCGGCGACAAUCAGGUUUUUAUUAUUGGAAUUGCGGGAGGGUCUGCUUCUGGAAAGACGUCUGUGUCGGAGGCCAUCAUUAGAGACAUCAAUGAUGUCUCUAAUGUGGUACUGAUCUCGAUGGAUUCGUUCUACAAAUGCCUUUCUCCAGAGGCAUCAAAGAAGGCGUAUGCAAAUGAAUACAACUUUGACCACCCGGACGCCUUUGAAUUUCCGCUGCUGUAUGACACUUUGUUAAAGCUGAAGAAUCUGGAGCCGGUAGAUAUCCCGGUGUAUGAUUUUAAAAUACAUUCGAGAACAUCUGAAAGCGUUCACAUCCACAAGGCCAAGGUUGUUAUUUUCGAGGGAAUUCUGGCACUUUACGACCGCGAAAUACUUGACCUUAUGGAUAUGAAGAUUUUUGUCGACACCGAUUCUGACGUUCGACUCGCUCGUCGCCUGAAACGCGAUAUCAAUGAGCGAAGGAGGGAUUUCAACGGGGUUCUCGAUCAAUACAACCGCUUUGUCAAGCCUUCGUUUGAUGAUUUCAUCCAGCCGUCCGUUAGAAAUGCAGAUAUCAUCAUCCCCCGUGGAAAGGAUAACCUCGUUGCCAUCGAUUUGAUUACCAAACACAUUUUGACGAAAAUCAAAUAG